Messenger RNA from Folsomia candida, 901 nucleotides. RefSeq names its product SOSS complex subunit B1. Gene Ontology annotation, cellular component: SOSS complex. The transcript is spliced from 2 exons. The record is from RefSeq and is a predicted model, not a curated record. Gene Ontology annotation, biological process: response to ionizing radiation; mitotic cell cycle checkpoint signaling; double-strand break repair via homologous recombination. NCBI's taxonomy places the organism in Eukaryota, Metazoa, Arthropoda, Collembola, Entomobryomorpha, Isotomidae. The coding region runs from base 340 to 777 and encodes 145 amino acids. Gene Ontology annotation, molecular function: DNA binding.
AUGGAACCAAAACAGUUCAUAGAAAUAAUCAUGAUUGGUUUAUUAUGAUUUUUAGGAACUUUAUUCAAAAACAGAAGAACUAUAUUGUAACUUUUUUAUGAGGACCUGAUGAGGACUUGUCAAUUUCGAACUAAGGUUAAUAGUUUAGGUUGACAUAUUGUUCGACAAUUUGUUCAUUUGAUUUUUGUAGUUUGUCAAUCAGAUUUCCUCUUAAGCCAUGAAAUUAAACUAAAAAGGACAAAUUUUCAGAGUUGUUGUCUCAACCUCUCAACGUUUUCAUUCAACGAUAAUUGUUUUAGUAGUUUUCUUGAGUCUCCAGACACAAGACUAACGAGAAGAAUGAAAAUGGAUGUGCAAACUCCGGUAAAAGACCUUCGUCCAGGAUCCAAAAAUCUAAACAUGGUCCUGAUAACAUUGGAUAUUGGAAAACCAAGCACAACUAAGGAUGGUCAUGAAAUUAGGACAAUCCGAGUAGCAGAUAAGACUGGUUGUAUUAAUCUAUCAAUUUGGGAUAAGCCUGGAACUCUUUUGGAAUCUGGUGACAUUAUUCGACUUAAUAAGGCAUAUGCAUCUCUAUUCAAAAACAGCCUCACUUUAUAUAUUGGGAAGGGAGGCGAGAUUCACAAAGUAGGCGAUUUUUGUCUGGUAUUUUCCGAAACUCCGAAUAUGAGUGAGGAGUCCUUCCCACCACCCUUAAGUGGCGGAGGCGGACAGUCGUCGUCUUCUGGCGGAAGUGGUGCCCCUAAAAGACCUUUCAAACCCUCAUCGAACAAAUAACAGAUUAGUAUAUAUUGAUACCAAUUAACCAUGAAUAUUAAAGUCAUUCAUGCUGAGAAUGAGUGUUUUUACAUUUAUAAUAAUUUCAUCUGCAGUAAAGUUAUGUAUGUGUAAAAAUAAUAUA